Mobula hypostoma (lesser devil ray) is the source of this 5685-nucleotide messenger RNA. RefSeq names its product cysteinyl leukotriene receptor 1-like. Gene Ontology annotation, cellular component: plasma membrane. Gene Ontology annotation, biological process: G protein-coupled receptor signaling pathway. The record is from RefSeq and is a predicted model, not a curated record. Gene Ontology annotation, molecular function: G protein-coupled receptor activity. NCBI's taxonomy places the organism in Eukaryota, Metazoa, Chordata, Chondrichthyes, Myliobatiformes, Myliobatidae. The coding region runs from base 122 to 1285 and encodes 387 amino acids. The transcript is spliced from 2 exons.
CAGCAGGGCAAUGCUGGGAGGUGGAAGUGGAACUGUAAUUGGUUUCGAGCAGAACACACACAACUGCCAGCAGCUGUUCAACAACUCUAUUCACACGGACGCCACCUGAAUUAUACAGAAGAUGUUGACUGUGACAACCCCUCUCGCGAGUUCUGCCAAUGCAACACAUGAGAAUUCGUCGCAGGAAUCCUUCUGCCCAUUGACGAGCGAGUACAAAUAUAUGAUCUACUCUGUGGUCUACAGCUUUGUGUUUAUCAUUGGUCUGGUCUCAAAUGUGGGUGCCCUCUUUGUAUUCUGCCGCAUUGCCAAGAGGAAGAAUGCCAGCACCAUCUAUCUCAUGAACCUUGCCAUCGCUGACCUCCUCUUCUGCCUCAGCUUACCCUUGCGUAUCGUCUACUACCUGAGAAGGGGUGAUUGGCCGUUUGGAGAUUUCCUGUGUCGCGUCUCAGGGCACAUUUUCUACGUCAGCAUGUACUGCAGCAUUUUCUUCCUGACCUGUCUCAGCAUUUCCCGAUACCUGUCUCUUGUACACCACAUAAAACACCAGAAGAUAUUUACGUUCCGCUGCUGUGUGAUAACAUGUGUCAGCGUUUGGCUGUUUGUUUUAGUCUCUUCAGCUCCUUUCCUCUUAACUGGUACUCAUCAAUUCGAGGGCAAGGUCAAGUGCUUCGAGCCCGUGAAUGUGACUUCAUGGGUCCACAUUAUGUGGAUGAACUAUUUUGCUCUCACUGUUGGAUUCCUCCUCCCGUUCUCUAUUAUCCUUCUCUGUUACUUAGUGAUGAUAAAACAUUUAGUGAGAUUCACCUGCAAGACCAAACGGUUCAAGAGAGACGUGGCAAUGACCAUCCUGGUCCUGUUGGUGUUUUUCGUCUGUUUCCUUCCCUACCAUGUGCAGAGGACAGUGCAUUUGCAUUUCCUGGUUCAUCACCAUAGCAACUGUGAUCUGGAAAACAUCCUGCGCAAGUCUGUCGUGGCUACCUUAUGCCUGGCGGUGGCCAACAGCUGUUUUGAUCCCCUUCUUUACAUCUUUGUGGGCCAAGGCUUUAGAACGUUUAUUAAAAUGUGGCUGAAGAAGAAAGAGGUGGAUCCCAGGUACAGCUCCUCCACUAGCAUGCUUGCCAUCAGUCUGGCAUUCAUCCAGCGCAGCAGGGAGCUAGAGGUAUUCAGCUUGUCACCACAACAUUCCUGUCAGACCCAGAAUUGCAUAGAAGCAAAGGAAGAAAAUGAUGCAAGCAAAACGGAGAAGCUCAUUACUGAUGGAGAGAACGGUGAACAGUUGGAAUAGUUGACCAGAAAGAUUACCACUAUCUUAACUAACAAAGACUUAGCUUUCUAAGCUGUGUUGACAGACCAAUUCUGCGCGAAUUGUUAAGCAGAGAUUUCAAAAGCAUUUUGCUCAGCAGGAUUCGAAUGGGCUAUCAUUGAUUUGUCUUCUCGCCUGUCACUGGGAGCUCAUGCACAGGACUUUAAACAAAGGAGACAAGCAGAGAGAAGUAUUUGUCAUAUGUUCAUAGAAACAUCGAAGCAUGAGGAUUGUGCUGGGGGUUACCCGCAUGCUUCCGGUGCCACAGCUGACUCGCCCUAAGCCUUACCAUACAUCUUUCAAAUGUGGGAGGAAACCAUAGUGUCCAGAGGAAACCCACAUGGUCACAGGAAGAGUGUACAGACAGCGGUGGAAUUUGAAUCCCAACCAGUGCUCACUGGCACUGUAAAGCAACUGUGCCAACCGCUACCUUACCAUGAACUUUGAAACCGUGUUUAAAAUGUGGAUGUUGACGUAAGUUCCUCAUACCUCAAAUUCCAGCACUUUGCAGAUAUUCGUUGACAUUUUAAAGAUGACCUGGGGUUUAUCCCCCAAGGUUCAGCUAUAACAAGGUUAAAAUCCUUGUUCAAUCUCAAAGAGGCUUUGGAUUUGGACUGAGAAAGGUCAUCCCAAAAUCUCAUGUGACCUCUCUGCAUCAGGAUUGAGAGUUCUAAGAACUAAGAGAAGACUCGUAGCUAAAUAUUUCUCAGAUCAACUAGUUUGAAAGACAAAAUAAAAUUUCAAUUAAAAAAAUUGAACCUGUCACAUCGCAAGAAUGAACAAUAAAAGAAUACUAGUGUGGUACAGCCAUAUAAUUUCUGCUUGUAAAUUAUUUGUUAAAUCUGUUACUUGAGCAAUGCAUCACUUUAGAGACUGACUUCUGAAAGUGCAUCAGACUGAAGUGAACCGCUGGUGGGUUAACACCUCCUUAAGUGGAAGAAUUGGCUGUGCUCUUACUUGCUGUGUGCACUGCGAGCGAGAGGGCAUCAUGUUCCAUGCUGACAAUAAUCAAUCAAAACAAAGAGUUCAAAAGGAAGAGUGAUCCAACGGCCUCAAAGGACCAAGAACAGAAUGAAAAGUUUUGAAGAAUGAAGGAACUCAAACCCAGUUUCUGGGGAAUGUGUAACAAUGUGGUGUUUCACGAUAAACUGGAGUUAAUCUGCACUUUGAUGACUUUUUGUUAGCACCAGGAACUGUGGGGUCACGGCGUCGUAGAGAAGUACAGCACAGAAAAAGACCCUUUGGCCCAUCCAGUCCAUGCUGAAACCAUUUAAACUGCCUUCUCCCAUCAACCUGCACUAGGACUACAGCUCUCCAUACCCCUAUCAUCUAUGUACCUAUCCAAACUUCUCUUAAACAUUGAGAUCAAGCUCACAUGCACUAUUUGUGCUGGCAGCUUAUUCCACACUCUCACCAUCCUCAGUGUGAAAAAAAUUCCCCUCAUGUUCCCCUUAAACUUUUCAUCUCUCACCCUUAACCCAUGACCUCUGGUUGUGGUCCUCUGGUUCCAACCUCUGUGGAAAAAACCUGCCAGGCUUUACUCUAUCUAUACCCCUUGUAAUUGUGUAUACCUCUAUCAAAUCUCCUCUCAAUCUGCUACAUUCUAAAGAAUACCCUCCUCACCUCUUCAAUCUUUCCUUAUAACUCAGGUCCUCCAGACAUGGCAAUAUCCUUGUACAUUUUCUCUGUACUCUUUCAACCUUGUUUACGAGGUAGGUGACCAAAACUGUACGCAAUACUCCAAUUUAGGUUUCACCAAUGUCUUAUACAACUUCAACAUAACAUGCCAUCUCCUGUACUCAAUACUUUGAUUUAUGAAGGUUUCCUCUGGGUGGUCUGGCUUCCCCUCACAUCCUAAAGAUGUGCAGGUCAGCGGAUUAAUUGUUGUGGUAGAAUAUGAGAGUUAAAGGGAACAUGGGGAGAAGAAGAUAGAAAGGAAAAUAGUGGAUUUAGAUUCAGAUUUAUUUAUUUAUCACAUGUGUGUCAUAAUAUAGAGAGACAAAAAUGUUUGAAAACAGCCCAGGUGACGUAUGCCGGAGAUUUGAUGCUUUGAAGAAAUGCUUUACUAAAAUGAUGUAUUGGUUAUGUCAGCAACCAACACAACCCGAGGAUGUGCUAGGAGCAGCCCUUAAGUGACAGCACACACUUCAGCAUGACAAUAUAGCACGUCCAUGAUAUUCAGUGGAUCAGCACGGGCAGCUGCAGUAGUAAUGACAACAGAACAACCCCCCUUCCCUCCCUCUGCCCCCGCCUCCCCCAACACACAAACACACACACACACACACACACACACACACACACACACCACACAAACAGGCCAUCAACCCAGUCCCUGGGCCUCCAGCUUCCUGUCUAUGGAGGUAUGAAGGUAUUAGAUUGCUCCACGAGUAAAUAUCAGUACAAAUACGAGUAUUGCUGGAGGGAUGGCAUUGCCCCCUGAGUCAGUAUAAAACUCAAUGGGAUAAAAUGAGUUCCUUCUAUGUUAUACGGAAUAUGAAGGUCACAGAAACAAUCCCUUCAGCCCAUCAGUCUACACUGGCUACCCAUCCUUUCACACUUAUCUCACAUUAAUGCCAUUCUAAUUCUCCCCACAAUCUCAUGAGCUCCUCCAUUCUCCAAAAUCUACCACUCAACUAUGCCCUUUAGCUUACAGGGACCGAUUAACCAACCAAACUGCACGUGUUUGAGAUGUGGGAGAAACCAGUGCAGCCAGAGGAAACCCACAUGGCAUGGGGAGAACAUGGACACACACACACACACACACACACACACAGCAUCAGGGGACAAGAUUAGGUUGUCAAUGGCCAAUAAGGCUGUGGCUCUUCUUGCAAUAUAUUCAUAAUUAUAACUGUUCCACUUACUAUACACACAGUGGCCACAAUCUCAGUUACCUCCUGUAUCUGUGUAUAUGUUCGUGGUCUCCUUUUGCUGUAGCUCAUCCACUUGAAAAUUCAAUGUGUUGUGCAUUCAGAGAUGCUUUUCUGCACACCACUGUUGUAACAUGUGGAUAUUUGAGCUACAGUCAACUUCCUGUCAGCUUGAACCAGUCUAGCCUUUAUUCUCUGACCUUCCUUAUUAACAAGCUGUUUUUUUUCCACAGAACUGCAACUCACUGGAUGUUUUUUGUUUUUCACACCAUUCUCUGUCAACUCUAGUGUAGAGGUUCCCAACUUUCUUUUAUACCAUGGAGUCUUACCAUUCACCAAGGGGUCCUUCAAUUCCUAGUUGGGAACUCCUGCUCUAGAGGCGUGCGAAAAUCCCAGCAGAUCAGCAAUUUCUGAGAUACUCAAACCACCCCAUCUGGCACCAAUAAUCAAAGUCACUAAGAACACACUUCUUCCCCAUUCUGAUAUUUGGUCUGAACAAUAACUGAACCUCUUGACCAUGUCCACAUGCUUUUAUUUAUUGAGUUGCUGCCAUAUGAUUAGCUAAUUAUAUAGGACCAUAAGACAAAGGAGCAGAAGUUGGCCAUUCGGCCCAUCGAGUCUGCUGCGCCAUUUUAUCAUGAGCUGACCCAUUCUCCCAUUUAGUCCCACUCCCCCGCCUUCUCACCAUAACCUUUGAUGCCCUGGCUACUCAGAUACCUAUCAAACUCUGCCUUAAAUACACCCAAUGACUUGGCCUCCACUGCCGCCCAUGGCAACAAAUUCCAUAGAUUCACCACCCUCUGACUAAAAAAAUUUCUUCACAUUUCUGUUCUGAAUGGGUGCCCUUCAAUCCUUAAGUCAUACCCUCUCGUACUAGACUCUCCCAUCCUGGGAAACAACUUUGCCACAUCUACUCUGUCCAUGCCUUUCAACAUUCAAAAUGUUUCUAUGAGGUCUCCCCUCAUUCUUCUAAACUCCAAGGAAUACUGUCCAAGAGCGGACAAACGUUCCUCAUAUGUUAACCCUCUCAUUCCCGGAAUCAUUCUAGUGAAUCUUCUCUGUACCCUCUCCAAUGUCAGCACAUCCUUUCUUAAAUAAGGAGACCAAAACUGCCCACAGUACUCCAAGUGAGGUCUCACCAGGGCCUUAUGGAGCCUCCACAUCACAUCUCUGCUCCUAUACUCUAUUCCUCUAGAAAUGAAUGCCAAUAUUGCAUUUGCCUUCUUCACUACCAUAUAUUUACAUUAAUGAGCAGGUCCAAAAGUGUACUUAAUAAAGUAGCCACUGAGUGUAUGCUGGAAAGUAAAAGAAAUGGAGGUACACACCAAUCUGCCCUAACCUAGCCAGACCCAUGGCAGCUCAUGUACUGAUUUCACACCAAAUCUCACCUUCCAUCUACAAUGCUUCCAAUGUUACUGACAAUAACUAUUGUAAUGUAGGUCAGAUUGUUGUCGCAUAAUCUUAAUAUAUUGAUAAUUUAAAAGGCUUCAUAUAUUUUUCUAAUUGUAUAUUAAA